CGAAUCUAAAAUUUGGUUUCAGAAUUAAAAAUGUAUUUGAAGUUGGGAAGGAGUUUGGUGAAUAUUAAAAAAAUAGAACAUCAGUUUCGGAACUUUAGUGCAUAUUCAGGCUGUGCGUGCACAAAGUCAAAUAUUUUUGAAAAUAAUAAUGCACGAAUCAACCUCAAACCUACAGAAAGCAUCAUUUCCUCAUGUUUUAUCAGCAGGAGAAAUUUCAGUGUUUCAGGAUUUCGAUUUCAAGAUUUAGGAGGAGAAACCUCAACAGCUAUUCACAAUAAUUUAACAGAAUCUAUUGAAGUUUCAUCUUCUUUAAAUAUAUCUGAAAAAAUUAGUUCUGAAAGCACACUUGAUUCUUCAGAUGUAGUUCUUUCAGCUACAAAUACAUCCAACGAAGGAGCUGUAAGCACAACAGAGGCUGCUUCUGCUGAGACAAUGCCAUCGGAUGAAACCAAAGAAAUAAUUCUAGAUUUUUUGCCUGAAAAACCAGUUCCUCUUGAUCCAACCGCAAUAUUGGGGGAGCCGGCCUUCGAUUCUCUAGGCUUAGGAUCCUGGUGGCCUUCCGGUCGUCUUCAGAUAUUUAUGGAGUAUCUUCACGUUGAUCUUGGUCUUGAAUGGUACCAAGCGAUUCUUUGUACUGCCUUGUGUAUGAGAAUGAUGACCUUCCCCUUCGUGGUUAUGUCCCAGAAGAACAUGGUAAACAUGAACAACAACAUGCCCGGGAUGGCUGCAUUACAGGAGAAGAUGACUGAAGCCAGGCGUCGAGGAGAUACAAUGGAGAGUGCUAUGGUUGGCAACCAGCUCCAGGCAUAUAUGAAGAAAUCAGGAAUAAAUCCUAUCAAGAAUGUGCUGCCUAUCCUGGUUCAGAUGCCUAUCUUUAUGUCGAUGUUCCUUGGACUACGAGGAAUGGCAAAUCUUCCAGUUCCCAGUAUGGAGGUUGGGGGUAUUCUAUGGUUUGAGAAUUUAACAAUGGCUGAUCCCUUCUAUCUUCUUCCUAUCCUUACUUCAGCUUCUAUAUAUUUACAGGUCCGAAUUGGCGCAGAUGGGAACCGGCUGGAAAGUAUGGGACCUGUGGGAAGAGUUUUAAUGACAUGUCUACCUUUCGCUCUUGUUCCCUUCUCUAUCAACUUCCCAUGUGCUAUAACCUUCUACUGGUUUAUGACUAAUCUGAUUUCCAUCACUCAGGCUUCAGUUCUUAGAAUUCCCGCUGUUCGGUCAGCGUUGAAUAUACCUAAGCUGAUAAAACACAAGACUAGCGAUGUUCCUGGGAAAAAGAAGGGAUUCAAGGAAUCUGUUAGAGAGAGUGUAGACAACUUUAGGCUACAAAGCGAUAUUGCAGACAGACGAGCUAUGGAUGAGCAGAUGUUCAAAGAGGCUGGAAGUGCUAAACCUAUUAAAGUGUAUCCAUAUGAUCCGUCUAAACCUGUAGCAGUUAAACAUAAACAUUAAGAAUAAACAAUAUAAUGUAAACAAACCUUA
Messenger RNA from Eurytemora carolleeae, 1476 nucleotides. Its product is annotated as mitochondrial inner membrane protein OXA1L. The record is from RefSeq and is a predicted model, not a curated record. Gene Ontology annotation, molecular function: membrane insertase activity. The transcript is spliced from 10 exons. Gene Ontology annotation, biological process: mitochondrial respiratory chain complex IV assembly; protein insertion into mitochondrial inner membrane from matrix. The coding region runs from base 31 to 1446 and encodes 471 amino acids. Gene Ontology annotation, cellular component: mitochondrial inner membrane. Lineage: Eukaryota; Metazoa; Arthropoda; Copepoda; Calanoida; Temoridae.